AAACUUUCCAGUAGCACUACCGGCGGCUGCUGCACCAGGGUUACUGGCACACCUCGUAAAAGAAAGAAAGAACGAAAGAAAGAAAACAAACAAAGAACUCUUGAUUUUGAUACAUUUGCUCCCUAGCAAAUUAGUGUGACAUUUCAUUUUGAAGUUCUUUGCAUUUCCAGUGAAGCGGCCCCUUGGUGUGAAAAAAAAAAGAAAAUGAGAGCUCUGCUUUGCACCGCUUUGCUUUCUCUGACCCUGGCCAGCAGUGUGUACAGUGAUACCGACAGCACUGCUUCUGCACCAGUCGACGCAGCAGAGACUGAACUUGGUGAUCAGAACCGUGUGUUUGCCAGUCGCAGCUCCAACAUCACCCUACCAUGCCGGCUCCACCGCCAGCAUGGCAUGUCUUUCGGCCGCGUGGGCAUAAGGAUCAAGUGGACCAAGCUGUCUGCGGAUGAGUCACUGGAGGAAGAUGUGCUGGUGUCCAUGGGCUUCCACAAGAAGAGCUACGGCAGCUUCCUGGGCCGUGUCCGCCUGCUGGAGGCUGACGAUGAUGACGCCUCACUGCUCAUCAACGACGUGUCCCUGGACGACAUGGGAAAGUUCCGUUGUGAAGUCAUCGAUGGCAUGGACGAUGUCAUUCAUGAGGUUACCUUGGAGGUGCAAGAUAGUGUAGGCUACAGCGACGGUGUGGUGUUCCCUUACUCCCCACGGCUGGGUCGAUACAACCUCAACUUCCACCAUGCCGAGCAGGCUUGCCUGGACCAGGACUCUGUGGUGGCCUCCUUCGACCAGCUCUACAAGGCCUGGAGGAGUGGCCUUGACUGGUGCAAUGCCGGUUGGCUGAACGACGGCUCCGUGCAGUACCCCAUAACCAACCCCAGACAGGCCUGUGGAGGAGUCAACUCCGGUGCGGGCCUGAGAAGCUACGGCCAGCGCGACAAGUCCAAAAGCCGCUACGAUGUCUUCUGCUUCACCUCUGCCGUCAACGGCCGCUUCUACUGGCUUGUGCAGCCCGACAAGCUAACGUUCAACGAGGCUGCUCAGGCGUGCCAGGAUGACGGAGCUGAGAUCGCCAAGGUGGGUCAGAUGUAUGCUGCAUGGAAGCUGAACGGCUAUGACCGCUGCGACUCUGGCUGGCUGGCUGACGGCAGUGUCCGCUACCCCAUCUCCAGACCCCGCAGGAACUGCAGCCCGACAGAGGCGGCUGUGCGCUUCGUGGGAUUCCCCGACAAGAAGCAAAAGCUCUUCGGCGUCUACUGCUUCAAGGGCCAGCAGUGAAGAGGAAAGGGCUUAGCCCUGAGCACCAAACCCAUAUCACCAUCAAAGAAAAACAACAACAACACCACCAAUAAACAAAAGAUGCAUAUCAGGACUUAAUUUGCAUGAAGUAGCAUCAGCUUACCAAUACUGUGAUACAUUUGUUUUAAUGAAUACUGUAAAAUCUCAUUUUUCAUACCACAACCGAUCCAAUGCUAUUUUCCUUAACAUUUUCAGUCAUGUAAUACGUUGCUCAUAUAAUAUGACAAUACCAUUUUUAGUUAUACAAAAUGUUGGUCACAUAAUAACACGGUACUAUGGUUGAAAUGGACUGGAUGAGUUAUCUUCGAAGGGCUAGAUUCAAUCAGAUCAGCUUUAGCCAACACCUAUAUAGCGGUUUGAUUUGGCGCUGUUUGAGGUGGAACUGCAUUAGAGCUGUCAAAUUGGUGAGCAGCUGGUCUUGAUCACGGUUGCAAAGCCACAACCGUCCCAUUCGCAUUAAAAUUGUAGGCUACAGAGAAGUAAUGUUCUAAUUGAAAAUCAUUCAAUGAAAUGAGGAUUUCUGUCACCGUAUUACGUAGAUUACGUCUCACAUUCCAGUGUUUGAACCUGGAAACAAGGCUACAAGGGAUUUCUCUUAAUUCUACUCCGUGCAGCCAAUUGCAACAUCCCUUUUAGGUAUAAUGGCAGGAGCCACUUGUGGAUUUGACAGCUCUAACACAGUUCCAACACCGCAAAAACAACCCCUGUGCGAAUGACGGCUAAAGCAGAUCUGAUUGAAUAGAGCCCUAACUAAUACGUACUGUGGCCUAUCUAGCAGCUUAUGAGCUAAAUUGCAUGAACAUAAAGACCACUGUUUGACUAUGGCAGAAGUCUAUUUGGAUUUCAGUAACGCUUCCACAGUAAUGCUACCACAAAAAAAAUCACAUAUAUAUUUCAAUCCGAAUCUGAAGUGAAUAUUCAUCUGAGCAGAGGGGCAUUUCACAAAGGAGAUUCAAGCUAACUUUCCUGAAACAGCAAACUAGGAUAUUGUUUCAGAAUUUCAGAAAUGUUUGCUAUUAAUUUACAGACCUUAAUCUCUGAAAAACACCUCGUAUUUCUGCUUUUAUUUUACUGAUACCUUUCUCUCCUCAGAUAAAAGUCAGUGAAGGAAAAAUCUCAGCGUACAAUAGGCCUAGUGUUUAAAAACAAUGACCAAGCCAUCCACUCACAGCCAAAUACAUAUCAGGAUUGCAAUACAAUUGGAGUGAAUCCUUGCAAACUAAGCGGGAACUCUGAUAUUGGUAUUUAACAGCACUACAGAAACAGCUGUAUGUCUGUGUAACACUGGAAUGGCAGCCAAACAGGGAUCCACAUUGACAAACUGCUGCUGUUGCAAAGGAUUUGGGUUGAUUGUACAUCAUCGCCUAAGUUACGAGCUGCAAAGGGCUUACAUUAAACUUCUCAGGGCAUGCAACCCCCUUUAAGACCCUGUUGCUUAAGCCAGGUGACCAUUUUGGGUGAUCCAUCCAGGCCACCCAAGACCUGCUUUGAGAACUGCCAAUUGUAUAAUUCUGGCAAAACGAUGUUGAGCAGCUUUUAACUUCACGCACAAAUAAAAACGCAGGGUCUGACUCAAAUCCUGACUUGAAGAGGUUGGUCCAGUCCAGACUCGAAGAUCAAAAGAGUCACAAAGCAUUUCAGAACAAAUAUAAAGUGGGGAAAAUGAGAGACUAGAAAUAUUGCAUCUGACUUGUGGUCUAUAUAUGUUAUUGCUUUGUAUUGUCUUAGCAUUAGAAUACUAAUCGUCCCCUAGGACAUGCAGGAGUUCGACAACUGAGAUCUGUGUUGACUGAAAUCACAACCACUAGCCAAUAUUUGCCAAUAAAACUGAUCAUACAAA
Messenger RNA from Oncorhynchus gorbuscha (pink salmon), 3130 nucleotides. Its product is annotated as hyaluronan and proteoglycan link protein 1-like. Gene Ontology annotation, molecular function: hyaluronic acid binding. The coding region runs from base 205 to 1269 and encodes 354 amino acids. The record is from RefSeq and is a predicted model, not a curated record. Gene Ontology annotation, biological process: cell adhesion. The transcript is spliced from 4 exons. Lineage: Eukaryota; Metazoa; Chordata; Actinopteri; Salmoniformes; Salmonidae.